GCAUUCGAUGUUGUUUCCACACGGCCAGAUUUGUGAGUGAACUCCCCUGCCCUCACCGGAAGAAACUGUUUACUAAAGUGCAUAAUUAAGACCCACAGAAAGAUGGCACCUAAUCUUCGUGUUCGGCUGCUUAGGAACCUGAUGCGGCUUGGGUCGUUUAUUCUUACUCGCUUCCCAUUUUGGAACUGUUUCAGUAUGCUGAUGCUGUUUGCUGAGCGGGCUGAAGCUAGAAGAAAACCUGACAUCCCGAUCCCAUACCUGUAUUUUGAUAUGGGUAUUGCAGUGCUUUGUGCCAGUUUCAUGUCCUUUGGAGUAAAGCGUAGGUGGUUUGCCUUGGGAGCUGCUUUCCAGUUAACAGUCAGUACCUAUGCUGCCUACAUUGGAGGUUAUGUGCGCUAUGGUGAUUGGCUAAAGGUGCGCAUGUAUUCCAGGACAUUUGCCAUCAUAGGCGGGUUUCUGAUCCUUGCUAGUGGUGCUGGAGAGAUCUACCGUCAGAAGCCCAGAACGAGGUUGCUUCAGUCUGUUGGGCAGAUUUUCGUGGGCAUCUAUCUGAUAUGUGUGGCCUGGGCACUGCAACACAGCAAUGAGGAUCGCGUAGCUUACCUGAAUUACAUUGUGGAUCAGGAAAUUGCACUCCAGUUACUGUUCAUCGUCUAUGGCCUGCUGGCACUCUCUUUCUUGUCAGGAUAUUAUGUACGGACUGCUGCACAAGUCCUGGCUGUCCUUAUGCCUCUGGCAAUUCUUUUUAUUGAUUGCAACAUUGGGUACUGGCAUGACUCACGGCGUGUAGAAUUCUGGAACCAGUUGAAACUGAUAGGACAAAAUGUGGGUAUCUUUGGUGCUGUUCUGGUUUUAGCUACAGAUGGUUAAUGGACGCUUCAGAGUUGUGCAUAACUCCUGUGACCAAACUUAAAUCACUGGUGAUGAGGAUGUGUAGGAUGUUUGAAGGACUUUUUUAAUACCAUUGGAUGGUAGCAAGAAUGGAUUUUAGAAUGUCAGUUGUGGUCUCUAUGGAUAUCACUGCACUUACUGUUUACCACUACGGUGUCUGAAACUGUGGUAUUUUAGCUUUACUGAAAGGCACUAAGGCUUCUGAGACAUUUCCCCUCCUGCAGUUAGAAUGUAAUGUAUUUAAAUCACUGGCUGGCACCUGCUGCCUGUAUGGAGUAGAAAAAUGAUUGCCAAAGUAAAAAUUGUUACUCAAAUUACCUUCUAGAUUAUGGCUAAAGUGAGGAGGGUUGUUGGGAUUCCUAAAAGAGUGCUUCUCUUAUGGAGUGUAUCCAUGCUGACAUUUCCUGCAUGUAACAGGAAACAACAGCAGAGAAUCAGUGAUGCAAUGUGGAGGGAUAGCGAGACAGGCUGCUGUUUUACAUUUCCACAUUUUGUACAGUCUUAUUUAUCUUGAAGGAAAAAUCACCACUUUGAAAGUUUACCUUGCCUUUUGAUGGUAGCAGCCUUUGCAGAAGACCUGGGCUUUCUGGAUUUUGUUGAAGACUUUGAGCAAAAGAAUGGUUAAUCUAGAAGUAUAAUCUUGUACAUGUGCAGUUUAAUACAAGUCAUUGCACUUUUACCUUUUGUUGCUUUUGUCUGUCCAUUAAGCUCUUUCGUUCAGUUUUAGCGUUCUUUCAUAUUAACUUAUUGAAAGCAAAUUUCACAUGUUCAUUUACAUUAGAACCCUUUUGCUUCUCUAAAACUGAGUGAAUAAAGCCCAGGGAAAUUAGUAGUGCAUAUGUUUUAGAGACCAACCGCAUGAGGAGUUAUCGAGUAAUGUUUGUUACUUUAUUUGUCAAGUGGUUAGUUUUGGAAAGGGGCAUCUACAAGGUAUUUUGGAGUAACAUUUUAUUUAAUUUGUCAACUGAUUAGUGAAAAGAUCCUUCUCAGACUCUUUUUCAGAUGUAACCCAGGCCAUGAGGGUAAGGGUAAGUACAUAUGUAUGUUUAUGGCCACUUUAGUGUGGUCAGUCAACCAGCAUGUUUUCAUGAGUUGACAGAAAUCCCGAGAAGACUCACUGUGAUACUGGGUAAAUGUGCAGACUCCACACAGUCAAUAAUGGAACAGCACUAGUUUGUUGCUUGGUUGAGAAAUAAAACUUUCACUUGGAUUUUUU
Messenger RNA from Protopterus annectens (West African lungfish), 2107 nucleotides. RefSeq names its product transmembrane protein 101 (gene TMEM101). Gene Ontology annotation, biological process: positive regulation of canonical NF-kappaB signal transduction. Bases 103 to 870 code for a protein of 255 amino acids. Lineage: Eukaryota; Metazoa; Chordata; Ceratodontiformes; Protopteridae. The transcript has 4 exons. The record is from RefSeq and is a predicted model, not a curated record.